Molecule: messenger RNA, 522 nt
Organism: Strongylus vulgaris
Lineage: Eukaryota; Metazoa; Nematoda; Chromadorea; Rhabditida; Strongylidae
Source: the annotation of a GenBank genome assembly
AUGUUUAGGCACAAAAAAACAGCUAGAAGUCAGAGUCCCGACGAUCCUUUGAAGGAGAACUCAUUCAACAAUCGUCAAAAAAGAUUAGCUUAUGGAAUCUCAGAAGCGUGGAGGCGCACUUUGGCCAACCGCGAUAGUCGGAGUAGUUGUCCUAAGAAUAAUGAUCAACACCCAAAAUUCUCGACCAAGAGGUUGAAACAUGAAGUUAAAGCAAUCCUAGAGGCUGAGGAAUCGUCAAUAAAUAAUGCAGAGAAAUUACACGAAUUGGUGCGAGAUGCUCUGAUGCUUCUCUUUGAAGCUGAGCUUCACAAAAGUACGCUCAGUGCUGGCUGCGAACGAUUGAAGGAGCAGUUCGAACGCGAUGCUAAUAUCAUACGCGAUUUGCAUGCGAAACAGAAUGUACCUAUUGCUAUCACCAAUACGCUUUUGGAUACUCGCUAUCCUCUUUUAAAAGCUCCUAAUGCUGAGAAUAGCUCGUCUCUCUCUUCGGUAAAAUCGGAAGAGUGCGGGAAUGACCAGUGA